This is a messenger RNA of Pichia membranifaciens NRRL Y-2026, 1690 nucleotides long. RefSeq lists its product as hypothetical. Gene Ontology annotation, biological process: regulation of glucose metabolic process; protein phosphorylation. Gene Ontology annotation, molecular function: pyruvate dehydrogenase (acetyl-transferring) kinase activity. The transcript has a single exon. Bases 43 to 1458 code for a protein of 471 amino acids. NCBI's taxonomy places the organism in Eukaryota, Fungi, Ascomycota, Pichiomycetes, Pichiales, Pichiaceae. The record is from RefSeq and is a predicted model, not a curated record. Gene Ontology annotation, cellular component: mitochondrion.
UGACAGUCUGAAGCAGGAAACAACAAGCUGUUGGAGAUAACCAUGCGGAGUCAGAAGGCGGCACUAGAAGAGUUGGCGCACAACAUUAACAGACUCCAGCCGUUCCAUCCGGGAUCGUUGAUUCUGAACGAACAACACUUUUACCAGAACUCGAUCUUGCUUGGGUGGUCGCAGAAGAAUGCACACCCGGUGACGUUGCGGCACUUGGCGAACUUUGGCCGCAAGAUGACGUCGGAAAAGAUCUUGGCAAGCGCCAACUUUGUGAGAACGGAGCUUCCAAUUAGAUUGAGCUUGAAAAUCAAGGAGCUCCAGAGCUUGCCGUACCAAGUCAUCAGUAACUACCACCUUAACCAGGUUUACCAGAGCUACUACCACUGCUUCAAUGCGUUCCGACGGGUGGAGAAGAUUGAGACGCUAGAGGACAACGAGGACUUCUGCGACUUUGUGAAAAACAUGCUCGAUGACCACUUGAUUGUGUUGCCCCAUCUUAUGAUGGGCGCCUUGGAGGUGUCGAUCUUGAAGAUCAUGUCGCAGUCCGACUUGGACAAGUUCAUGUCGUCGAUGGUGCGGUCGAGAAUCAGUAGACGGGUGAUCAUGGACCAGCACACGUCGAUGUCAAAGACGUUCAUGGAGUCUCUGCGGCUGCAGAAGGACGACGACGGCGGCGAUAACGACAUCAAGCCUCCGGACUACAUCGGAGAGGCAUUCCAGCUAUGCUCGACCCAUGAGCAUCUCAAGCUCUCGUACAACAUGAUCAUAAACUUCUUGCAGGGGCUUUAUCCGAACAUGCAGAUGCCCGAGCUCGUCAUCAACGGGGACGACUUGAAGUUCCAGUUCAUGACAAACCACCUCAGCUACAUCUUCACAGAGAUCCUCCGCAACUCGCUCCGCUCGACCAUCGAGCAGUUCAUCAAGUUGAACGGCAGGGACCGGGGCUUCGCCCAGAUGAGUCCGCCGCCCGUGUGUGUGGAGAUCACCGACACCAAGUACGAGAUGACGUUCAAGAUCUCCGACCAGGGCGGCGGGAUCCCGCUGGAAAAGCUCGAGUCCGUCUGGUCGUUCGGCAAGAGCCCCGAGCUGGCCAAGCGCUACCUCGACAGCUUCCACGCCUUGCCCGGCCUAGACCUUCCGACCCGCUUGCCCAUCAUCGAGCACCAGUACUUCCAGAAGCGCAGCGAGCACGAGAUGAAGCGCCCAGAGAAGUUGGCCGGCAUGUUGGACAACAUUGGCCAGAUGGAGAUGAGCAGCUCGCAGAACAAGAACUCCAUGUUGAAGUCCCUUGCCUCCAGGCCCUUCGAGUACACCCUCGGGGUUUCCCUCCCGAUGUGUAAAGUGUACACCGACUACUGGAACGGUGUCUUGGAGAUGUGCUCCGUUGAAGGCUACGGCAGCGACGUCUUUUUGAAGCUGCAAAAAUUGGGCCACCGGGACGAGAGGCUCCAGCUUGACAAGGCCUAGAUGCUCUGCUGCCACCGCAACCACUUCCCCCGCUGUGUAUCUUCUUUACUUCUAUACUUACUAUACCAUCUUACAAUCUAUUCGAGAACGGCCAUUUUUCGGUCGAUCGGCCCGAAAAAGCGCAAAUCUCAAUAAGCGUGGGGCGAAACAGACAGGAUGGCUGCUUCCAGUCGCUGCUAGGGGCUACGGCAGCACAAAUAGUGGUGACCGCUUUCAUCAGGCAUGUCUGGCU